Molecule: messenger RNA, 962 nt
Organism: Symbiodinium necroappetens
Lineage: Eukaryota; Dinophyceae; Suessiales; Symbiodiniaceae
Source: the annotation of a GenBank genome assembly
AUGAAGAGGUUGAAGGUCGUGUUGCAGUUGAUCAAGGGUGGCUUCGGCAAUGGCACCAGGAGAGGAGGUGCGAGUAUUACAGCGAAUGGCAGCGACUACGUGCACAAAAAGAAGAAGCUGAACGCUUGCCUACAAUGUGUGGGCGCAGGACCAGCUGAAGAGGGCCAUGGCACGUGCACCCUUUCCGCCGGUGAAAAGUACUUGCGAUUGAAGUUGCUUCCGGCUCGGGUGGCGAACCAAGGGUUGAACACACGCUGGCUUUGGAUGCCAGAUAAUGGGGACUCGCUGAUGAUUUCGCUGAGAGGCACUAUGCAGCUAGAUCCUGACGACGUUCAGACAGAGAUAGUCCCUGAAGUUCCAGGGGAGGGUGUGAACUGGUACAAGGAAGAGGCAGAUGAAUCCCUGGCCCAGUGCAGCCGGCCGCCACCUGCACGUCAGCACGGAAUGGCGCCGCAGUUGGCACCGACGAUGGCGGACUCGCAGGCACCAAAGUAUGAUGGAAGCAUCACCUCGUCCUGCGGAAUGGCGUCCUCUAGCUUGGAUCGUUCAGUGGGUCCCUCGCUGGGGUCAGUGGGAGAGAGAUUUGGAUUUUUGGAGUCCAUUUACGGACAAUGGCAUGAUGGGCAUCGCUCUGACGCAGGGGAGGAACAGUUCGGAUAUCCUGAUCCGAAUGUGCGCCCUCCGCGGCUCCACGUGGUUCAGGCGAUCUUGCAGCAGUGGGUGGCAAGGUUACUGCAAGACGAUGCACGGGGAAUGAUUGUGCAUCUGGACGGCGAGGAGGUUGACGACUGGGCACACAUGGCGCAGGCUGACAUCCUCGUCAUGGCUCCCAGUGCUUUUUCUUGGGUCGCAGCGCUGAUCAACGAGAAGUGUGUUCUCGCCUUCCGUGGCACGGAAGCUCUGCCUGAUUGGAUCGUACAUACGGGCACCUUGCACGGUGAGCAGCAUGCUCAGCUCGGACG